AUGUAUUGCUGCAGUGCACAAGAAAGUAAAAUGGACUAUAAGCGGCGCUUUUUGCUUGGCGGGUCCAAGCAAAAAGGGCAGCAACACCAGCAGUAUCAAGUGCCAGAACUAGGCAAGACUCUGGGUGCCUCCUUAGCACCUUCAGUUCCAACCUCUCCCCUGCUUUCCCUGGCUGCUGCUGGCAGCUGCAGUCACGCGACUCCAGUCGCAGACCUCCAGCAGGGAAUCUCCAAAUACCUAGAUGCACUCAAUGUGUUUUGUCGUGCAAGCACUUUCCUCACAGACCUUUUCAGCAGUGUAUUCCGGAACUCGCACUAUUCUAAGGCAGCUAUGCAACUGAAGGACGUGCAGGAACAUGUCAUGGAGGCAGCAAGUCGACUCACAGCAGCAAUAAAACCAGAAAUUGCAAAAAUGCUCAUGGAACUUAGUGCUGGAGCAGCCAACUUUAAAGAUCAGAAGGAAUUCAGCCUGCAGGACAUUGAGGUACUUGGACGCUGCUUUUUGACCGUGAUGCAGGUUCACUUCCAGUUUCUCUCCCAGGCUUUGCAGAAAGUCCAGCCAGUGGCUCAGUCAUGCUUCAGUGAGGCUGCAGCCCAAGGAAGAAAAGAUCCUGGCCUGAGGGAGACAUCCGGCGUGAGCCCCACAGCCGAACUGGAUGAAGCAACACGGUCCUGGAAGGGAGCAAGAGAGGCUACUUCGCGGCUUCGAGAGAAAGACGGAUGUUUGGCUGGAAUUCAGGUCCAGCAACUCUUCUGCUCCCAGAAUGUGGCCAUUCCAGAGCACCAGCUAAAAGAGCUGAACUUGAAAACAGACAGUGCUUUGCAGGCAUACAAGGUUGCUUUGGAAAGUUUGGGUCACUGUGAAUAUGCAAUGAAGGCUGGUUUCCACUUGAAUCCAAAGGCAAUUGAAGAAAGCUUGCAGGGCUGUUGCAGUGAAGCUGAAGCCCAGCAGACUGGACGGAGACAGACUCCCUCUCAGCCGAUUCAGUGUGAGCUGCCAACAGUUCCCAUCCAGAUAGGGGCCCACUUUCUGAAAGGAAUCUCCUUCAAUGAAUCUGCAGCAGAUAAUUUAAAACUGAAAACGCACACUAUGAUACAAUUAAUUAAAGAAGCUGGCUACCAUAAUGGAAUGACCCCAAGAGAUGACUCUCCUGUGACAGAAGUCCUGAAUCAAGUUUGCCCUUCUACAUGGCGGGGAGCCUGUAAAACUGCUGUACAGUUGUUGUUUGGACAAGCUGGGCUGGUGGUUGUAGACACAGCACAGAAUGAAAACAAAGAAGCUUAUGCACCACAAAUCAGCUUAGAAGGUUCCAGAAUUGUGGUUCAAGUCCCAUCAACUUGGUGCCUGAAAGAAGACCCAGCCACAAUGUCUCUGCUGCAGAGGAGUCUGGAUCCAGAGAAAAUGUUAGGACUGGUAGAUGUACUUUAUACUGCCGUGUUUGACCUAAAUCGCUGGAAAGAAGGAAGGGAGCAAGUGUUGCCCUACAUUCAGAUCCAACUCCAACGCGACAGCUCUGACUUCGGAAGUCACACUGACUUACCAUCUGGAAACGGCAGCAAAGCAACGGGUGGCUUGCAGAAGACUUUCUCAAAGUUGACAUCACGAUUUACCAAAAAAACUUCUUGUACAAGUUCAAACAACAGUGGAAAUUACUCCAUUCCUAAUAUACCUUCUAAAACCCAUUUUAUAACUAACAACUCAGAGGACAAAGCAAAACUACCAAGUAAUGCGGAUGCUCGGCUGCAAAGUAUUUUGAACCUUGGCAACUUUCCGAGGGUCCUUGAGCCCGCCCAGCUGAUGCAGAGCUCAAACCAUCAUGGAGUCAACGGCCUCCUUGAAAGGCAAGAGGGAGGCAUUGUAGAAGAUGGUAAGGAUGCCAAGGGCAUGAAUUUACCAACUGACCAGGAAAUGCAGGAGGUCAUCGAUUUCCUUUCGGGUUUCAACAUGGGCAAGUCCCAACAGACUUCUCCCCUAACGAGGAGAAGAACCUCGGUUGCCUCCUCUUCUGCAGCAGCAGAACAGAAAGCGGCUGCUGUGCAGCUGCCAUCCCUACAGUCGUCAUCUCACACCCCACUGCACCAUCUUCAGCCGGGGCUGCCCCAGCAGCCCCAUCCCCAGAAACCCCAACAGCAGCAGCAGCAGCAGCACUAUCAGCCCUUGCGCCAGCCCAUCGGGUCGCAGCAGCGCCCACCCAGUAAGUGGCCCGGGGGUCCCAACCAGCCGCCAGGCCAGACUGUUGGGCCAGGGCUGUCCUCGCUGCCUCAGUGGGGCACCCAUGCCUUCUCCGAUCUGAGCUCUGAUUUAUACAGCCUGGGCCUGGUGAACAGCUACAUGGAUAACAUGAUGUCGGAGAUGCUGGGGCAAAAAUCUCAAGGGCCGAGAAAUAACACCUGGCCAAAUCGUGACCAAAGCGAUGGGAUCUUUGGGGUGCUGGGAGAAUUUGUACCUUUUGACCCUGCAGUUGGCUCAGAUCCAGAGUUUGCCCGCUAUGUGGCUGGGGUCAGCCAGGCCAUGCAACAGAAAAGGCAGGCGCAACACUUUCGUCGCCCCAGCAACACACGUAGCAACUGGUCUCAUCCUGAUGACCUGCACAGGACCUGGCCCUUCCCAGAGUAUUUCACAGAUGGGGAGAUGACCAAUAGCUGGUCAGGGACUCAGGGGGACUCUGCCAGUUCCAGUGAUGAGGCCUCCUCUGCCAAUGGAGACAGUUUGUUUUCCAUGUUCUCAGGGCCUGACAUCGUGGCUGCUGUCAAACAAAGAAGAAAACACAGCAGCGGGGAACAAGACACAAGCACACUUCCUUCACCACCACUCCUUUCCACCGUGGAUGAUCAUAACCAGGACAAUAAAACUAAAACGUGGCCCCCAAAGGCUCCUUGGCAACAUUCGCAGCCAGGCCAGAAUAUGUCUUUCUAUCAGCUAAGCAGCCCUGCCAGCCACUGGAACGACCCCAUGCAGAUCCUACCAUCUCCCGUUUGGUCAGCCGCCAACGACUGCACUCCGCCCGCAGGGAUGGCCUCCCCGUUUGCCUACAGCCAGCAGCCUCAGCAGUCGCCUCCAUUGCCCCCGUCUCAGCACAAGCAGGGGCACAAGGGCUUUAAGUCUUUCCCGGGCAAGCAUGAGCGUCGGCCGUCCUACCUACCGCAGUACUGACGCGCCUCCGUUUCCUCCCGGCCAGAGAAGCAGCUGAGGACCAAAGUCUUUGGUAUGAUCCAGGCUUGCUUUGUUUCUGUCUGCUGGAUGUGAUGUGGGGUGACAGCUUUGGUAGUGAGUCUCUCAUUCCUUGCAGCACUUGGCACACAGUGUCUACACAACUCUAAACUGUGACCCUUUCAAAGCAUAUGGACUCCCCGGUAACAAAUGGUGACACUCUUACUUACCACAGAAACACUGUAUUUUAUAGCUAUUUUUUCAUAUAGAUUUAUAGUUACCAUUUCUUGCUAAAACAGAUUUGAGUAUUUUUAAGCCAAUCUAGCAGUUUUGCUCAAUGCUCAUUUUCUUCAGAUUUCUAAUUGACAAAAUUAUAAAGUCUUCACUCUGAUUUUCACAAGCUGUGGUAGCUUUUUUAAUGCAGCAGUUGUCAAUAUGCCGCACAAACUCUUUGAAACAGGAGUAGGGCAAACAACAACUGAAAAUCUAAUUCUUUCCAGUUAUUUAGUUUGUGCAAAACAGCUGGAAACUGCUCAAGGUCUGUGAAGUGAUCUGGCCAAUCAGUGAACACCCUCCACCUCCAUAAAGUCCUUUCGGUGGAGUUAUGACACUACAUUUGAUACUUUUACAUUUGGCCAAAGGCAUUAUCCAUACAGUGCUCUUUAAAUAUAUGAAAGAAUAGUUAAGACUACUUGCAAAUAUAAGUCUUAUUUCAGUGCUAGACUUAGUGUGUAAAAACAUGAGCUGGCUCAGAAUAGAGAGAACUUAAAACGCUAUUUUUUUGUAGUGCUAAGAAUUAAAAUAAACUACGUUCAGUCAAUAUGUGCCAUUAAAUAAAUGAACCUGUGGAAUUAGAAAUAUCUUCCAACCAAAGUGGAUCUGGGGAAUGAUUGGUGCUUCAAAUGGGAAAAAGGUAAAUAUGUAUAGUGAUCCCAUUGUAUAUUAAUUGAAGUGAGAGAAGUCUUUAUAAAACCUAUUUAAAUUUUCAUAUUUCAUCUUUGAAAGAGUAAUUAUAAACCACAAUAUUUUCUGGUAUAAAGGUUUUUGACAGUAUUAAUAUUAUUUUUAUAUUUUCUUAAUUCAUAUCAUUCUAAUACAUUGACAAGUAAAUGGGUUAUUAGUUAUAAAUACACAUAGUUUUUGAUGAAGAUAAAAGCACAUUUAAGUUCCCAUUUUCUACAAACUUACAUGUGUGUAUUAAA
Crotalus tigris (Tiger rattlesnake) is the source of this 4352-nucleotide messenger RNA. It is a transcript of the gene GARRE1, whose product is annotated as granule associated Rac and RHOG effector 1. The record is from RefSeq and is a predicted model, not a curated record. The transcript is spliced from 13 exons. NCBI's taxonomy places the organism in Eukaryota, Metazoa, Chordata, Lepidosauria, Squamata, Viperidae. Gene Ontology annotation, biological process: Rac protein signal transduction. Gene Ontology annotation, molecular function: CCR4-NOT complex binding. The coding region runs from base 1 to 3153 and encodes 1050 amino acids.